AUGCUUGGACGUACUGUCUUAUUUUCUUUGCUUGUUUUACAAUGCACAGCAAAAUAUUCGCACGAUUUCUCAAACUGGUUAGCAGACUAUUAUGGACCAGCAGUUCGAGAUCAAAUGGAACGCGCUGAUCUCGGGAAUGGUGGAGCAUUUGGCGGGAAGAAAGGAAGCUCUGAUCGCCUGAUCAAUCAACCAGUUGUUUUCGUUCACGGAGUCUCCGAUACGGCUGGUGAAAAAAUGAGAGAAGCUGCCAACUAUUUCAAGACGAAAGGAUAUAGAGACAACGAAUUAUAUUCAACCACAUAUUUCAAUGGCGCUCAGGGAAAUCCGGUCAAGUGGGUUGAAUACAGCAUGAGAUGUGAAUAUGUUAAACAAGUACGCGCUCUCAUUGUCGCUGUUCGCCUUUACACUGGAAGAGCUGUAGAUGUUAUUUCAUUCUCUCUUGGAGUGCCUGUGUCACGUAAGGCCAUCUUGGGAGGACGUUGUGUUGAUACGGGGGAGUUUUUGGGUGGCCCAUUGACGAAAUUUGUUGACACUUUCGUCGGAGUAGCAGGUCCCAACCAUGGAAUUAGUCUUCAGGUCGGAGGAUUAGCAAUUCCUGGUUGUGUAUUGAGUAUCAUUCCCAUUUGUAAUCAAGUGACAGGAUUGUAUUCCGGCGUCUGUCCACAAGAAAGUGAAUUCCUUCAGGAUAUCAAUAGCAUGACGAAUUAUGAAGGACGAUAUGUCUAUUCGUUGUAUUCCGUUAAAGAUCAAAUCGUCGGCUACAAAGUGUGUGAAAAGAUAACACCUCAAAUAGCUGGACAAACAGGUGAGAAAGUUUUUCAAGAGCAUAAUCAUGAUAAUACAUUCCAUAAAACACAUGAUUUUCAAAUAUCUAUGAUAAAAGAUCAUAUUGUACUUUAA
Auanema sp. JU1783 is the source of this 900-nucleotide messenger RNA. NCBI's taxonomy places the organism in Eukaryota, Metazoa, Nematoda, Chromadorea, Rhabditida, Rhabditidae. The record is from the annotation of a GenBank genome assembly.